This is a messenger RNA of Aspergillus welwitschiae, 1516 nucleotides long. RefSeq lists its product as uncharacterized. The record is from RefSeq and is a predicted model, not a curated record. The coding region runs from base 507 to 1166 and encodes 219 amino acids. NCBI's taxonomy places the organism in Eukaryota, Fungi, Ascomycota, Eurotiomycetes, Eurotiales, Aspergillaceae. The transcript has 2 exons.
CACCUAUCGAUUGCGCCGCUUUUCUCCUGGCGAUAUCAAUCAAUGCUAUCGCCCUUCACACAUGUAGCGCUCUCUCUUUAUAAGACGGCAUGAUUCAUAUUUCAUUGAGUGAUCGCUCCAGUCACAUCAUUGAUAGACUUUUUGUUCCAUAUUUUAUCAUCGUGUGUGUGGAUCCUACGGCACGUCUCCUCCCCCUCUAUCAUUCUGCCCGGAAGGCGGGGUGAGAUCAAACGGUUACACUAAGUUGACCGACAUCACUUGAGUCAGACUGGUACCUGAGCCAAACCAAUCGAGAUGAGCUUGUCUUGAGUGAGCAACCUCUUCAUCGUGUAGCUAUUUGAAUUUGGCCCGGUGGCUAAUCUUGUCAAGGCAAACAAUUAGAUAAAUACCGAACUACGACAAGAUUCAAGUUGAUCGUUUCGCAGGAGCCAACAUUAAGUCUGUAUCGGUGACAAAAACAAGGAGGCCCUACAUUCUCUUCAAGUAGCUCACAGGCUACGAGCGUAAUGAUGUUGCCUCUAGUUAAUCGGCUUCCACUCAGGCGACGACAAAACCGGCUCCCCCCCAACAACAAUAACGACGAUUCAAACACCCCGCCAGCCGAGGAUACCCAAGAUUCCUCCCCGGAAGAUGACACUUUCUAUCCCAGUUGUUUCGAUGUUCUGAAGGUUCGGUAUCUGCUGCAGCAUAUUUGGCAAUGGACGAGGGACUCGCAGGAAUUGCUACCAGUUGAAAUUGUAGACAUGAUUGUGGAUGCCGCCGAGUAUUGGGCUUCUUCCGAGUCCGUCCUGGAAGGAGAGACUGUUAUCCGGAAAGAUCAGGAUCAAAUUAUCUUAACGACGGUACCUCUGUGCUAUGAAGUGCAGGCCUUGAAUACCCCGUCUCCAAAGCCGCUGCCCCAUCGGACCACUCAUCCAUGCCGCCAAAUCAUCUUUACCAUAGCAUCCCAUGAUCAAGGCUGGGGUGGCGGUCCAGGGUCUCGCGGCCAAUACGGGGGCUCUUAUUCGUGGUUUGACACCGAAGUCAUUCACUCAGCACAUCAGAACAGAGCUGCAAACAAUCAGCCUCCGCCACAGGGUCCCUUCCAUUUUGGACCCGACCAUCCUAACUUGCUGCCAACGGCUCGUAAGCUACAGUCGAAUAAGACGGCCGUGCCAGGUUCGUGAAAGCAUACUAUUGUUUGGCACUACCAGGAUGACAUCGCUCCGGACUCGAAUGAAGCGGAGGAAAUCGAACGUACUCAGGGGCGAGGACGAGCCACACUGGAUGGAAGCCAAGUCCGUACUCUAGAGAUUGGAGAUGCGAUUGCUGUCUGGGGUCGAGCACGGUUUGGCGGGUGGUCGAACCAUGUGCAGCGAGUGUCAGUGCGGGUGUUUUGGGCGGUCUAAUGCGGGGAUCCUAGGUCAGCAGCAUCUUUAGAGUGAAAAGAGCUAGAAACGAAUAAAUCACCCAAUAGCAGUAUUUAUGUAGCUAGUCAACAGUUUGGGGGAAUAUUUACUAAGCAGCUAUGAUACCU